AUGUCUAACGAGGAAGAUCUCAUCGACUACUCCGACGAGGAGAUCCAGACCACGGAGCCGACCACCGCGGCCGCCAACGGAAAGAAGGGCGACCUCGCCGCCGGCGGUAGUGUCGAUAAGAAGGGCAGUUACGUCGGUAUCCACUCGACCGGCUUCCGCGAUUUCCUUUUGAAGCCAGAGCUUCUCCGCGCUAUUGGCGACUGCGGAUUCGAGCAUCCCUCGGAGGUCCAGCAAACCUGUAUUCCCCAGGCCCUCCUCGGAGGUGAUAUUAUCUGCCAGGCCAAGUCCGGUCUCGGAAAGACUGCAGUCUUUGUCCUGACCACCCUUCAGCAAGUCGAGCCCGUUAAUGGCGAGGUCUCCGUCCUCGUUAUGUGCCACACUCGCGAGCUGGCUUUCCAGAUUCGCAACGAGUACAACCGUUUCAGCAAGUAUAUGCCCGACAUCAAGACUGGCGUGUUCUACGGUGGUACUCCAAUCCAGAAGGAUGUCGAGGUCAUUAAGAACAAGGACACUUGCCCUCACAUCAUCGUCGGAACCCCUGGCCGUCUCAACGCCUUGGUUCGCGACAAGAUUCUCCGCCUCGGAAGUGUUCGUAUCUUUGUCCUUGAUGAAUGCGACAAGAUGCUUGACCAAGUUGAUAUGCGACGUGAUGUUCAGGACAUCUUCCGUGCUACUCCCCAGCAGAAGCAGGUCAUGAUGUUCUCGGCCACCCUUUCUGAGGAAGUCAAGCCCAUCUGCCGCAAGUUCAUGCAGAACCCUACGGAGCAUUACGUCGACGAGGACACCAAGCUCACCCUCCACGGUCUUCAGCAAUACUAUAUCUCGCUCGAGGAACGUGAGAAGAACCGCAAGCUUAAUGAGUUGUUGGAUGAGCUCCAGUUCAACCAGGUCAUCAUCUUUGUCAAGAGCACGCUUCGUGCUACCGAGCUCGAUAAGCUUUUGCGCGAAUGCAAUUUCCCCUCCAUCUCGGUCCACUCUGGCGUCAGCCAAGAGGAACGUAUCCGCCGAUACAAGGAGUUCAAAGAAUUCAACAAGCGAAUCUGCGUGGCCACUGACGUAUUCGGACGAGGUAUCGACAUUGAACGCAUCAACUUGGCUAUCAACUACGAUCUCCCAGCUGAUGCCGAUUCGUACCUCCACCGUGUCGGUCGUGCCGGUCGUUUCGGUACCAAGGGUCUUGCCAUCUCUUUCGUUAGCAGCGACCAGGACAAGGAGGUACUCAAGUCGAUCGAGAAGCGCUUCGAAGUUGCUCUUCCUGAGUUCCCCAAGGAAGGCAUCGAUGCCAGCACUUACAUGGCGUCCUAA
This is a messenger RNA of Scedosporium apiospermum, 1305 nucleotides long. RefSeq lists its product as uncharacterized. The coding region runs from base 1 to 1305 and encodes 434 amino acids. Gene Ontology annotation, biological process: mRNA export from nucleus; mRNA splicing, via spliceosome. Gene Ontology annotation, molecular function: ATP binding; RNA helicase activity; RNA binding. The transcript has 5 exons. The record is from RefSeq and is a predicted model, not a curated record. Lineage: Eukaryota; Fungi; Ascomycota; Sordariomycetes; Microascales; Microascaceae.